This is a messenger RNA of Selaginella moellendorffii, 2725 nucleotides long. Its product is annotated as pentatricopeptide repeat-containing protein At3g06920. NCBI's taxonomy places the organism in Eukaryota, Viridiplantae, Streptophyta, Lycopodiopsida, Selaginellales, Selaginellaceae. Gene Ontology annotation, molecular function: protein binding. The record is from RefSeq and is a predicted model, not a curated record. Bases 20 to 2266 code for a protein of 748 amino acids. The transcript is spliced from 2 exons.
UAGGGUUUUAGGCGAUGCGAUGCUAUGGAUCCUCACCCGGAAGCGCCAUUUCUCCCGAUCGGUGCCGCGGCAGAUGCUGGAGAGGAGCCUGGAUCAGCUCUUCGAGGUACGGCGGCCACAGCCGUGUCUUCCUCCGCCGCGAAAAUCCCCUCCUCUCUUCCUGGACGAGGAUCCCGCGCUCCCCAGGAUCAAUGCCGAUGUCUGGCACCAGCGGCCGUCGCAGUCCGUGGCCAGCGCGCUGCGCCUGGUGAGGAGCAGCGGCAGCUGGCAGCUGUGGCAGAAUCAGGGAUUAGGGUUCUUGGUGGAGUCGUCGAGCGUCGCGGAGAUUCUCGCCCGGCUUGGGGAUAAUCCGGAUGCUUGCAUCGCCUUCUUCAGGUAUGCCGCCUCGAAUCUUAGAGGACACAGGCACGGCACAAGAGAAUACAACGCGGUCCUCUGUGUUUUGGCCGAGUUUAAUCGGUUCCAGGAGAUUGGGAGUCUCAUGGACGAAAUGCGAGAAAAUAUAGAGCUCGCUGCUCCAGAUCGAGCGACACUGGGUAUUUUGCUCGCUUGCUACGGUAAAGUGAUGGUUCCGGCAGGGUGGCUUUUGGAAGCCUUGGUUCGACGACAUGGGGAAGCACAGCAGCUGCAAGAGAUGCUAGAGGUUUUUGCGAGGAGCCACAAGGUUGGGUGGUCUCCAUCGCUGGGCUUGUACGAGUACUGCGUCAACGUGCUGGCUGCGAAUGGAUUUCAUAGCCAGGCAUCAGAGCUUCGGGCACGAAUGCGUGUGGAGAGCAGCGAGGAUCGAUUCAAAGUCUACAAGGCCGGCAUCCUUGCUCUAGCUCGAGCAAAGAGGAUGGACUUGGCUGAGGAGCUGAUGAAAGAGAUGGAGGAGGGUGGAAACAAGGCCGACUUUUACGUCUACACCAGCUUGGUUUCGGGCCACUGUCAAGCAAAUCGUCCGGGUGAUGCGAUAGUUCACUACGAGCAGAUGAUCCAAGAGAGAAUGGAACCAAGCCUGGUGAUACACAACAUGCUCAUCGAUUGUUUGGGAAAGGCCGGGUACGUAGAUCGUGCUUGUUCGGUCUUCCAAGAGAUUAGCAAGCGGGGCCUCAAGCCAGAGCUGGUCACUUACAACUCGCUACUGGCAGUUCUGUGCAAGAAUGGUCGGAGGUACGCUGCCUGGAAGCUUUUCUUAGCGAUGAAAGAGGAAGACGGCAUCUCUCCAGACUGUGUCACGUACUCGAUUCUCAUCACCAACGCUGGGGAUGGAAGUGACAUAGCCGAGCCUUGCAGGCUGUUUCUCGAGAUGAUGGACUGUGGAUGUAGUCCGGACAUCGUCGUUCACAGCAGCAUGGUGAACUUGCUGUUCAAGUGUGGAGAUGUUCGGCAGACGCUGGAUUUCUUCAAACAGAUGGCACAGCGGGGGAAGCCACUCAGCGUCGCGGUGUUCACCAGCAUUAUCUUCUCCUAUGUCCGGUCGGGAAGGAUGGAUUCCGCGUACCUCCUCUUCCGUGGCCUCCGGGACGUGAGUGGCUACGUUCACCAGCGCAUCUACAACUCUCUCAUCUGUGGCUUCGCCAAUAUCGACGACGUGCUGCAUGCGUUUUCGCUGUUCAAGGAGAUGAAGGCCAACUCUUUUGCUCCGGACCAAGUCACGUACAGGACAAUGGUGGCUCUCCUGGCCAGGCACGCAAAGCUCUUCCAGGCUCAGGACACGCUCGAGGAGAUGAAAGCCAACGGCCUUACGCCCGACCUGGUGACGUACAACAAGCUCAUGGCCAUGCUCGGGGAGACUGGCGAUUUCAAGGGCGCGUUUAAGCUGCUCCAGGAUCUGGAGAGCUGCGGGCUUCAAGCAGACGGCUACACGUACAGUGCGCUUCUCCACAACUUGGGAAGGCACCGAAAGGUGAAGACCGCUUGCAAGCUUUUCGACGAGCUCGAGAACAGGGGCCACAAGCCGUGUGCCAUGACUUACAACGCGUACGUUGGCGUUCUCGCGAUGGCGGACAUGGUGAACGACGCCAACGAGGCUCACAGGAAGAUGAGAGAGCUGGGACUGCUCCCAGAUCUGGUAACUUACGACGAGCUCAUCCGGUUGAACGAGAGGUUUAACAACGAGCGCGAGGUGUUCGAGCUCCGGGGUGACAUGGCACGGCGGAAACUGUAUUACAGACCCCGGGAAAUGCCAGGUAUCAAAGACGAAGGCUAUAUCACAAUGAGUAGAAAGGUGCUCGAGAGAACGCAGGGUGGCCGUGCCAAGGAAAGAAGGAAGAAAAUCUUCUAGGAGACUAGAUGAGGCUUUGCGCGUGUGUCGAGUGAAGAAGCAAUGUAACUUUCAAGUGUCAUUCCUCAGAGAUAGAGGAGAGUAAGGCACCAUCCAAAUGUGUUCUGUGAACACCUGAAAUCUGUAGAAAUAUCCAGAUUGGAUCCACGAGCUAAGGUGGAGGCCAUGAUAAAUAUUUAUAUAUGGAGACCAUACAAAGUGGUAGUCAAACUGCCUCAAAGUUUAACAUGCUUGGGAGAGGAAGUCUUGGCGAGAGCAAGCAGAGUCUCGAUCACUCACGAGCCAUUCUUCAGCGUGUGAACAAGCAGAAGAAGACGCAAGAAAAACGACAUCGAGCAAUCACUUUAUCGUCCAGCAAGGUUGGCCAGUGGUUGAAAUCCUUGCAGGACUGACAGCCCUUGGUGUUUAGCGGCACUGAUUUUGAAAACUGGGCGAAAGAGAUUUCGUUCAUUUUUGUCC